This is a messenger RNA of Telopea speciosissima, 644 nucleotides long. Its product is annotated as jacalin-related lectin 19. Lineage: Eukaryota; Viridiplantae; Streptophyta; Magnoliopsida; Proteales; Proteaceae. The annotation marks the transcript as partial. The record is from RefSeq and is a predicted model, not a curated record. Gene Ontology annotation, molecular function: carbohydrate binding. The transcript has 2 exons.
AAUGGACAGGAAAAUGCAUCAAGGAAGCUAACAGUAGUGGGACCGUGGGGAGGAAACGGUGGAACGAGCUGGGAUGAUGGGAAAUACACUGGUGUUAGAGAGAUCAAAAUCGUUUACGACCGUUGCAUCGACUCCAUCCGUGUUGAGUACGAUAAUAACGGUAAGCCCGUUCUAUCAGAAAAGCACGGUGGUACUGGAGGCAACCGUACUGCCAACAUUAAGCUGAUAUAUCCAGAGGAGCACAUAAUAGCUGUGAGUGGUCAUUACUGCCCGGUUGUGUACGGAGGCACGCCGGUGAUUCGAUCACUGGCGUUCAAAACGAAUCAGAGGACCUUUGGACCAUACGGAGUGGAAGAAGGAACACCCUUUACCUUCUCAAUGAAAGAUGAUCUCAUCCUAGGCUUCAUGGGUCGUAGUGGGUGGUAUUUAGAUUCCAUCGGAUUCCGUUUGAGCCAUGUCAAAACCACCACCACUAUCUUCCAUAAGGUUCAGCAGCAGCUCAUCAAGCUCCGCGGCCAUUACUCAAAAUCCUCCGCCGACCAGAAUAAUCAGAAGAAAACCCAUCGUUGAACUGAAAAAAGAACCCUCUUGUCUACAUGGUUUCAGUUAAUUCCUUAGUGCUUUUGUUGAUGCUAGCAGUUUGU